AUGGACUCGCAGCCGGCCUCCGAGUCGUACCUCUCGGAUGACUCGUCCACCUCGAGCCGCUCGUCCUCGUCGCGCGCGCUCCCGCUCACCUCGUCGGCGUUCGACCCGAUCCACCACCCAGCGCCGCCCCUCCCGCCGAGCGUGCCCGCGCUCGUGCUCCACAAGCUCUGUGCGGCGAGUUUGGCCCAGGCGGGCUUUGACGCGGCCGCUGGAGAUGCGCUUGACGAGCUCGAGGGGGUCGUCGCCGAGUUCUUUGGCUCGCUCCUCGAGUACGCGCACGCGCUCGCCGAGCACGGGCGGCGCCACGUCCCGAACGCGGCCGACACGGUUGGCGCGAGUGCGGCGCUCGGCGUCGGCGGACCGGGCGAGCUGCUGCAGGAGCUCAACGAGUCCAACGAGCGUCAAGCCCUCCCGACGACCGCCCUCCAGAUCACGUAUGCGCGCCCUCGAGCGCCGACGCCGCCCGGCCCGCGCCUCGCGUCCGACGACGAGGCCGACCCGUCCUCUUCGCUCCUCCCCGCCGCCGCCGACGACCUCACGAGCCCGCCGCCGAGCCCGCCGUCGAGCCCGCUCCCGCCGCUCCUCGACGACCUGCCGCCACCGCCGCCGCCGCCGCACCACCACGACAACGAGGACGACGACGAGGACGCCGAGUUCGAGGAGGUCAUGCCCCUCUCGGCGACGGCGCCCGCCUUCGCGAGCGGCAGCACGCACCCGAGCGCGGCGGCGCACGCGGCGCACGCGGCGGCGGUGGCCGAGCGGCGCGCCGAGCGGGCGGCCAAGCUCGCUGCGCACGAGGCGGCGCGGUCGGCGCGGCGGGCCGAGCGGGAGCGCAGGCGCAGGGAGCGCAGGAGGCGCGACGAGGCGGACCCGCUCAGGGCGAGUUGGCUGCCGGCGCUGCCGCCCAAGCACAGCUGGAAGCACACGGCGGUCUACCCGCAGAGCGCCCCGCCACCGCCGCUCCCGCCGCCCAUCUCGCGCACGCAGCAAGCGCCGUCGACGGCCGCGCUCGCGCACCUCUCGACGCUCCGCGCGCGCCUCAACGACUCGCAGCUCGUCAGCUCGAGUUUGCGCAACCUCAUCCGGCGCACGAGGGCCGCGGGCGCGGCGGCGGCCGGGGCCGGGGCCGGGGCGGGAGGGGCGGGAGGAGGCGCGGUCGUGCUCGGGCCCGGUGGUGGCGAGGCGGGCGACGACGGGGCCGACGUCGUCGACUACGAGGGCGAGUGGUACGGCGCUGCGGCGGCGGCUGCUGUGGCGGGCGCCGGCGCGGGUGCGGGUGCGGGUGCGGGCGCAGGAGGAGGGCGCGCAGGGUCGAGGAGCGCUGGCGGGGGAACGGGCGCGGCGGCCGGGCAGGGCAAGCGGCGCAUCCGGGUCCUCACGGUCGGUGGGGCUGGGGGAGGGAGUGACGACGAGGACGAGGGGGACGAGAGGGAGCGCGAGAGGAAGGAGGCGGCUGGGGCUGUUGGAGGAGGAGGAGGUCGAGGAGCGGGCAAGAGGAGGAGGUGGCUCGUUUGAAAGAGGGGGUUGGUGCUGGACAAUUCACGACAUGUUGUCACGA
Rhodotorula graminis WP1 is the source of this 1558-nucleotide messenger RNA. RefSeq lists its product as uncharacterized. The annotation marks the transcript as partial. The transcript has 4 exons. The record is from RefSeq and is a predicted model, not a curated record. Lineage: Eukaryota; Fungi; Basidiomycota; Microbotryomycetes; Sporidiobolales; Sporidiobolaceae.